Molecule: messenger RNA, 1620 nt
Organism: Coregonus clupeaformis (lake whitefish)
Lineage: Eukaryota; Metazoa; Chordata; Actinopteri; Salmoniformes; Salmonidae
Product: putative inactive carboxylesterase 4
Exons: 10
Coding region: 212-1450 (412 amino acids)
Source: RefSeq, a predicted model, not a curated record
CCAGGAUGUUCUUUCAGAGGACUCCCCCCUUUCAAACUGCUGUUUGACAUUAGAUUGCGACUGAAUCAACUCGACUGGCUUUUUAGUAAAUCCAUAACAGGUUUUAUUGGAGUUUCCAAUGCCAGCCUGUGAUACAAAGAGCAGCUCAAUCCUCAGUCUCCCACAGAUCUACUGAAGGCAUUUAACUGAAUUGGAGCUCCAUACGAUGUGAAUGGAGAAUCUCUCUGGCACUACUAUGAUGGGUCAGGGCAGAAGAGUCCUGCUCACAUGGAUAAGUCUGAGCCUGUUUGUGAGUUUCCAUACGGUCGCAGGGGACAGAGAGAGCCUCUUCCAGCUUCAUACUAGUUAUGGUCUGCUGGAGGGCAGGCUGGUCAGAGUGAGAGAGAGCCAGAAGAAUGUGGCUGCCUAUCUGGGGAUCCCCUUCGCUGAGCCCCCUGUCGGGCCCCUGAGGUUCCAGGCCCCCCAGCCUCCUCGGGUGUGGCAGGGACUGAGAGACGCCAAGGCCUACCCCCCUCUGUGUCUGCAGAACAUGAACCACACUAGACAGAUGGGGAACCUGUACGGAGGUCGGUUCCCUGUCCUUACCACCUCAGAGGACUGCCUUUACCUGAACAUCUACACACCAGUCAAACCUGGAGACCCAAGGAAACUACCAGUGAUGAUUUGGAUCCAUGGUGGAGGCUUCCUCAUGGGAGGGGCUUCACUCUAUGAUGGCUCCUCAUUGGCUGCCUUCGGGGACGUUGUGGUGGUCAUCCUCCAAUACCGUCUGGGUAUCCCAGGGUUCCUCAGUACUGGGGAUGGCCAGUACCCUGGGAACGUGGGUAUUCUGGACCAGGUGUGUGCCAUGCGCUGGGUGCAGGAGACCAUCAGCAGCUUCGGUGGAGACCCAGGAUCUGUCACCAUUUUCGGAGAGUCUGCUGGUGGUGUCGCCGUCUUUUUACAUAUGAUGUCCCCUCUGUCAUCAGGACUGUUCCACAAGGCCAUCAGUCAGAGUGGAAUACCCCUCAUCCCUGUCUUCAUCCAGGAUGAUCCCAAACCUGCUGCACAGCUGGUGGCACAGAGAGCAGGCUGUCCCAGUGAUGACUCUGCAGAGCUCAUGACCUGCCUCAGUACCCUCAGCCAACAGGACAUAGAGGCUGCUACACCUGCACUGGGGGAGAUGGUUCUGUCUGUGCACAGGGAUGGGACAGUCAUCCCUACCAACCUGGAGGAAGUCCUGCAGACCAAGAGCUUCCUGGGCUUCCCCAGCAUCAUAGGGAUCAACAACCAUGAGUAUGGAUGGAUGCUCCCACAUUUUUUCCUAUUUCCUGGAUGGGAUCUUGGAAUGACCCGUGAAAACAUGAUGAUGAUCCUGGCAUUAAUGCUUCAGAAAGUGGUUAGUAAAGUAUGGUGGCAGACAGGGUUGGGUAGGUUACUUUCUAAAUGUAAUCCGUUAGAGUUACUAAAUUAGUUACCUGUCCAAAAUUGUAAUCAGUAACAUAACUUUUGGAUUGCCCAAACUCAGUAACGUAAUCGGAUUACUUUCAGUUGCUUUUUGAUUACUUUCUCCUUAAGAGGCAUUAGAAGAAGACGAAAAGGAUCCAUCAAACACAUUUGGUGUCAUCAUAGUGGUCUCUGACA